GAACAUGACCUCUCCGACGUCGAAGAACCCCCCACCAUCGACCCUUAUGAGGUCCUUGGUCUCGAGCGCGAUGCGACAGCCGACCAGAUCAAGACUGCGUAUCGGAAGUCUGCGUUGAAGAACCAUCCUGACAAAGUUCCAGCCGAACAAAAGGACUCCGCCACCGCCAAAUUCCAACAAAUCGCCCUCGCCUACGCCAUCCUUUCCUCUCCCACCCGCCGCCAACUCUACGACACCACAGGCUCCACCUCCGAAACCCUCGCUUCCGAUGACGGUUUCAACUGGGCCGAAUACUACAAGUCCUGUUUCGCCGAUUCCAUCUCCCCCGAUACCAUCGAAGCCUUUGCCAAGUCGUACAAAAACUCCGACGAGGAACGAGCAGAUGUCCUGGCCGCUUACACCGAUUUCGAGGGUGACAUGGACGGGGUAUACGAGACCGUGAUGCUCUCCGACGUUCUGGAAGAUGAUGAGCGGUUUAGGACUUGGAUUAAUGAAGCGAUAGAGAAGGGGGAGGUGGAGGCUUAUCCGAGUUAUACCAAGGAGACGAAGAAGAAGCGGGCGGCGCGAGUAAAGGCUGCGAGGGGCGAGGCUAAAGAGGCGGAGGAACUUGCCAAGGAGUUGGGAGUUUAUGAUAAGCUUAUGGGUUCCAAAGCUGGAGAUGCGAAGACGGCGACAAAGGGAAAGGCGGGGGCUAAGGGAGGUAAAGGCAAGAAGGACGAUGGUGAAGGUGCCCUGGCUGCGUUGAUCUUGGCGAGACAGCAGAGUAGGGGGGAUAUGUUUGAUAAGCUCGCUGAGAAGUAUGGAGCUAAGCCGAAGGGGAAGGGAAGCAAGAGGAAGGCGGAGGAGCCACCGGAAAUUGAUGAGGCGGAGUUUCAGAGGAUACAAGCUGGGUUGGGCAAG
Neurospora tetrasperma FGSC 2508 is the source of this 900-nucleotide messenger RNA. RefSeq lists its product as uncharacterized. Gene Ontology annotation, cellular component: nucleus; cytoplasm. Gene Ontology annotation, molecular function: heat shock protein binding. The record is from RefSeq and is a predicted model, not a curated record. The annotation marks the transcript as partial. Lineage: Eukaryota; Fungi; Ascomycota; Sordariomycetes; Sordariales; Sordariaceae. The transcript is spliced from 2 exons.